UGUAGGCAGAAUAUACUGUCCUUAAACAACGAAGGACUUGGAAACUCGAUUAAAACAAGCAUAGAGAGUUUGCUUUGCAAGUGGGAAUGGCUCUUCAGGCUGCUUCUUUGGUUUCCUCUGCUUUUGUUUUCCCCAAAGAGGGAAAAUCUAAUGCAUCUUUCAAGGAUUCAAGUUUGUUCGGAGUUUCACUUUCAGAACAUGUCAAAGCUGACUUUAGCUCUUGUGCAUUGAAGUGCAAGAGGGAAUUCAACCAAGGAGUUGGGGCUGUAAGAGCCCAAACAAUGGUCGCUGCUACUCCAGAACUCGACAGAGCUUCUUCAGAAGGCAAGAAAACCCCUAGGCAGGGCACUUGCAUUGUCACUGGUGCUUCCUCUGGAUUAGGUCUGGCAACAGCUAAGGCUCUAGCUGAGACUGGAAAAUGGCACAUAAUUAUGGCCUGCAGGAACUUCCUGAAGGCAGAAAGGGCUGCUAAAUCAGCUGGCAUUGCAAAAGAAAACUACACCAUUAUGCAUUUGGACCUUGCUUCACUUGACAGUGUCCGCCAAUUUGUGGAUACCUUUAGGCGAUCAGGGAGGCCACUUGAUGUGCUAGUUUGCAAUGCAGCUGUUUACUUGCCAACUGCGAAAGAGCCUGCAUUCACUGCUGAAGGAUUCGAACUUAGUGUUGGAACUAACCAUCUGGGUCAUUUCCUCCUUUCAAGAUUGUUGCUUGAGGACAUGAAGAAAUCUGAUUACCCAUCAAAACGUCUCAUAAUUGUUGGCUCAAUUACAGGGAACACAAAUACAUUGGCUGGAAAUGUACCUCCUAAGGCCAAUCUAGGUGACUUGAGGGGACUUUCAGGGGGCUUGAAUGGACUAAACAGAUCAGCCAUGAUUGAUGGUGGCGUGUUUGAUGGUGCCAAAGCCUACAAGGACAGCAAGGUCUGCAACAUGCUCACCAUGCAAGAGUUCCACAGGCGUUUGCAUGAGGAAACCGGCAUUGCAUUUGCUUCCCUUUACCCUGGUUGCAUUGCCACAACAGGCUUGUUCAGGGAGCACAUUCCCUUGUUCAGGCUUCUAUUCCCUCCAUUCCAAAAGUACAUUACUAAGGGCUUCGUCUCCGAGCACGAAGCUGGAAAAAGACUUGCUCAGGUUGUGAGUGAUCCAAGUUUGACGAAAUCAGGGGCAUACUGGAGCUGGAACAAACACUCAGCUUCAUUUCAGAACCAGCUGUCUCAGGAAGCUAGUGAUGCAGAGAAGGCUCGUAAAGUAUGGGAGAUUAGCGAGAAACUUGUUGGCUUGGCCUAAAUGAGAAGGGCUUGAGAGAAUUUCUUGUCGAAUAAUCUUUUCCAUGGGAGAGGAUAAUGUUAAUCCAAAAAAGUCUUUUUUGUGAGUUUGGGGUUUGGGUUCGGAUGAUUUGCUUUUGUAAACAAUUUUCCCUUUUUAGAUGUAGAUGACUUUGUAGCAAUGGCAAAUAAAAUCACUAAACCAUAUCGCAAA
Molecule: messenger RNA, 1478 nt
Organism: Populus nigra (black poplar)
Lineage: Eukaryota; Viridiplantae; Streptophyta; Magnoliopsida; Malpighiales; Salicaceae
Product: protochlorophyllide reductase, chloroplastic-like
Exons: 5
Coding region: 87-1286 (399 amino acids)
Molecular function (GO): protochlorophyllide reductase activity
Source: RefSeq, a predicted model, not a curated record